AUGAAUCUAAAAGAUGUGGAAGAUUUUCUCGCCUUCACUGAGUUUGGUAGCAUUCUAUACAUGCCUCAAUUUGAAGAUAUCAAGCAUCUGGUCAUUGUCGAUAUUUAUGGAUUCACUCAGUUCACAGAUUGCAUUGAUGUUGUGAACAGUUUAAUGGAAAUACUGACAUCAUUUGUAAUGAUUGCUAAAAUAAAGAGUGAGAAAUCUAUUCUCAUUGAUGAUGCACCCCUUGAGCCUGGUGUGUACUACUAUAUUCCUUCAGCUAAAAGUGGUGAUAACUACCCCCUCUCAGAGAAUGAUGAUAAAUGUGCUUUCCUUGAAGUAGCGAGCGUUAAUUUUCUGGCCAACUUUCAAGCAUGCAUCAGUCAAGGAGUAAUGAAGGAGAAUGACGAUGUUCUUCUUUGUCCCAUUCAAUAUUCAAACAUCUCACAAUUCGAGUUUAAAUCUAAGGGCAAUACUCCUGGUGUUCGAAUCGAUCUGAUUUACGAAGGACAGAAAUCCAGGCUCGUAGUACGACACGAUAUUAACGCCUCCACAUUUGAGUCUGUAGUUGAUGCGUGUACAAAAGUUCUUUAUGCUUUCUGUCACUGCUUGGGUAGAAGAGCUAAUACAAUUCGAGACUUGAGACAUGAAGUUACAAUUCCAUGCGGUCUUGAGGAUAAACGACACACACUCUACUGCAAUAAAGAGCUUGAGGAAUGUAGCUGUCUGGAGGCAAUCGAUCAAAAUAGCUUUAGAUCAUGUUGGGUUGGAGCAGCGAAAAAGUGUAGAGAAUUGAAGCACAGUGCUGAUAAAAUAGCUGAUAAAGGUGAUCCUAUAGGAUCUAACACAAUUAUUGAAGUUGGAGAAUGGCUUGAAAAAUCUGAUAUAGAUGCAUCUAGACUUGCUGAAGUACUACAAACUGAAGCACCUCCAGAUCUUAGUGACAAAAAGAAAGCUGCCAUGAUAAUCCUGUUGGCUUGGGAGGAGAAAUGUGAUAACACUUCUCUUCUGGAAGAAAAAUUGGAGGAAAUAGGAAUGACACAACCCCACAAGUAGCACUAUACUAAAUUAUAGUAUAAACUCAUGCAUGUGUGUGAACUAAAAAAUAGAUACAGAUUUUAUUUAUAAAGCAAUUUUCAAAUUUUUAAUAAUAUUUUAUAGCAACCAUUAAAGUUAUCUGGGUCACUACUGAUCAUACUGUGAAUAAACAACACCUAUGGAGAUAAUAAUAAUAAUGAUUGAGUUAAUAGAAGCAUGUUUUGUAGCAAAACACAACAGUUUCUCAUAGCAGUAGCAGAUGCAAGAUCCCUAGAAACCAACUUUUAAAUUGAUCAAUACUUAUGCAUACCAAUGAAAAU
Molecule: messenger RNA, 1340 nt
Organism: Amphimedon queenslandica
Lineage: Eukaryota; Metazoa; Porifera; Demospongiae; Haplosclerida; Niphatidae
Exons: 4
Coding region: 1-1038 (345 amino acids)
Source: RefSeq, a predicted model, not a curated record